Messenger RNA from Notothenia coriiceps (black rockcod), 2376 nucleotides. RefSeq names its product S1 RNA binding domain 1 (gene srbd1). Gene Ontology annotation, molecular function: mRNA binding; structural constituent of ribosome. The annotation marks the transcript as partial. Lineage: Eukaryota; Metazoa; Chordata; Actinopteri; Perciformes; Nototheniidae. The record is from RefSeq and is a predicted model, not a curated record. Gene Ontology annotation, biological process: nucleobase-containing compound metabolic process; translation. The transcript has 12 exons.
ACCCUGGCUAUUAACCGAGGGGAGAGUCUGAAGAUUUUGACAGUGAAGGUGAACAUUCCCGACAGGGUGAAGAAUGAUUUCACGAGGUGGUGCAUCGACAACAGGUGGAAACCAAAAACGUUUGCUAGAGAAGAGCAUUGGGCGAUCGUCAGGAGUGCGAUUGAUGACUCUUACAAAAGGCUUAUUCUGCCCUUCCUAACUAGAAAUUACAGGACUAAGCUGUCAAGUACAGCAGAGAAGGAGUCGAUCGCCAUGUUUGUGAGUAACCUCCGGCGCUGCCUGUUGGUGGGUCCAGUCCGCGGCUGUGUCAUCUUGGGGGUGGACCCCGGCUUUAGACAUGGCUGUAAGCUGGCAGUUCUCUCCCCCACGGGUCAGAUCAUCCAUACUGAUGUUGUCUACCUGCAUAAUUCAGGCCAGCAAAGAGAAGUGGACAAACUGCGCCACCUAAUGAUGACAUACAGCUGUACUAAUGUUGUCAUCGGCAACGGGACAGCAUGUCGUGAGACUGAGUCCGUCUUCGCUGACCUCAUCUCUAGGCGCUGCUUUCACCCCCUGGACGUGUCUUACUGUAUAACCAGUGAGGCAGGAGCAUCAAUCUACAGUGUGAGUCCUGAGGCAGUGAAAGAGUUACCGGACAUGGACCCCAACCUGAGGAGUGCAGUGUCUAUAGGAAGACGCGUCCAAGAUCCAAUGGCUGAGCUCGUGAAGAUUGAUCCGAAACACAUCGGCAUCGGAACAUACCAGCAUGAUGUGUCAGCCGGAGCUCUGAAGGCGGCUCUGGACGGCGUGGUGCAGGAGUGUGUGAGCUUCGUCGGGGUGGACAUCAACAUCUGUUCCGAGAUGCUGAUGAGGCAUGUGGCAGGCCUAAAUGUAGGGCGGGCCAAGAGUAUUGCAGAAUGGAGAGAGCAGAAUGGUCCCUUCAACAACAGGGAACAACUCAAACUGGUGAAAGGCAUGGGGCCCAAAACCUACCAGCAGUGUGCCGGCUUCAUCAGAAUAAACCUGCAAACACUACACAGUGCCAAAUCCUCGCCUCACCCUGUACCUGAGAAACCAGCAGCUAAGAAAAGCAAAGGAAAGACUUGCGUCAACAUACCGACCUCAUUUAACCCCCUGGACCAGACCUGCAUUCACCCCGAGUCCUACCACGUGGCAGAGAGGUUUCUGUCCCUCGUGGGUGGGAGUGCAGACCAGAUCGGGAGUGCAGGCUUGCGACAGUGUGUGGAGAGCAAGGUACGGACCAGCAGUGUGGAGGAACUGGCCAAGACCGUGGACAGCACACCUGAGACCCUCAAACUCAUCAUCGAUGGCCUCGUGCAGCCCCCCGGGUUCGACAUAAGACAAAGUUUUGGGAAGGCGGUCUUUAAGCGGGGCAUUGUAUCGAUGAGUGAUCUGCGGGUGGGUGCAGUGCUGACGGGCCAGGUGGACAACGCCACUCUGUUCGGGGCUUUUGUAGAUAUCGGGGUUGGCCGCUCGGGUCUUAUCCACAAAAGCAAAAUCACACUGGACAAACUGCCUGCAAGUCAGCGCCGCCGCAGCCUGGCUCUUGGACCUGGGAUGCGGGUGGAGGUCCGGGUCCUCAAUGUGGACCCUCAGAGGGGACGGAUCGGGCUGGACCUGAUCAGGGUCCUGCAAUAGAUUCACUUAUUUCCCAUAUUUCAUUGUCAUAAAAGUUACACACAAAGCUGCUGAAAAGGCAACGUCUUCAUGAUAUUUACAUGUUCUUAUAAGCAGAUUCAAACUAUUUAAGUGUAUUUAUAUGAAUUCCUCUAAUGACGGUUUAUUUGCCAGGGCCUGCAAUUUCAAAAUGCAAUUUCAGCCUUUUUCCUGCAAAUAUAUUCAAUUCAAUAAAUACGGUUGUAUAUAUAAAACUUCCUCACAGUUAUGCUAAAGGUGGGAAGACUUCAUUUCCCCUGAAGAAGUUUUUCUCAGGUAGAUUUAUUUUUCUGCCUGUUUAUAAUCCCUGUGUAUCUUUUGAUUGAACGCCAAACCUAAGUGCGUAAUUCAGGGCAACAAAAAUGUUAUCUUUAUAUUAGAUAGUUAACUUCCCAUCUAGCAUUCUGCACAAACUACUUUCUCCUAGAGAAGAUUUUGAGAAGCUGAGACAGUUUAUUGCUUAUUAGCAGAAGAUUGCUUCAUGAUAAUAAUUUAAAAUGACUCUUUCUGUAUUCCCACCCUUGUUCUGCUUUGAAGUGCUCCGAACAGUUUGACAAUACACGUGUUUGUUUCUUCUUUUGAAGAAGAUUUAGUUUGCUGUGUAUACUGUGUUCGGUUAUCAAUCUGCGACUGGCUUAUCGUUUCAAUUAAAAAAUAUUUUCUGUAUACCUCUUGAUUUAUAUUUUCUGAAAAUGAUGAAUUCUGCAAAGUAUGUACUGA